GGAGAGCAGAGUUUUGGCUCAUCAGUUACAUAUUACACAUCAAAGCUUUCCUAAUUUAGCCUGCUAUUGGGCACUGUGCAAUAUUCAGCCAUGUUUCUAUUGAGUGGAUUGUCAAGAGCAGGGAUUUCUCAUUGCUGAGAUUAUCAGGCACUGAAGUAAAAAGUCAGCAUAGGCAGAACUGAACCAGAAACCUCAGCUGUCCUGCAGUUCAUUCAUUGGAACAAAAUAUACUGUAAAACUAGACUGACUCUAUUCCAGACAAAGUUUUGCAUUGAAUAUUGCAAAUUCCUUCAACUUGCCCAUCUUCAACAUAUUCAGCGUGAAUAUUGCAGAGACAAGAUGGAAAGAAACAGAAUGAAGGUACGCACAAAAGCAUUGAAGCAGUUGUUGCGCGCCUUGAAAAACAAAAUGGAAUGAGCCUCAGUAGUAAUUCCAGUCCUGAGGCAACAUUUAUGGAAACUUCAGACAGAAUGAACAAUAUGGACGAUGCUGUAGUUCCUCGAGUUCUUUAUGAAGAGUUGCUGAGAAGCUAUCAGCAACAGCAGGAAGAAAUGAGGCACAUUCAACAGGAACUUGAGAGAACAAGAAGGCAGCUUGUUCAGCAAGCAAAGAAGUUAAAGGAGUAUGGGACAUUAGUGUCAGAAAUGAAGGAGCUAAGAGAUUUGAACAGACGGCUACAGGAUGUCCUCCUCCUCAGAUUAGGCAGUGGUCCUGCCCUAGAACUUGAAAAGGUUACACCUGAAUCCAUUGAACCUGAGCCUGAUGUACAGACAGCUUUCAGUGAGGAAGCAAACACUUCAACGUACUACCCAGCUGCUAUUCCUGUAAUGGACAAAUAUAUUCUUGAGAACGGAAAGGUUCAUCUUGGAAGUGGCAUCUGGGUAGAUGAGGAGAAAUGGCAUCAGCUGCAAGUAACGCAAGGAGAUUCAAAGUAUACAAAAAACUUAGCAGUUAUGAUUUGGGGAACCGAUGUUCUUAAAAAUAGAAGUGUUACGGGUGUGGCCACUAAGAAAAAAAAAGAUGCUGUUCCUAAGCCACCUCUGUCACCUCACAAAUUAAGCAUUGUCAGAGAAUGUUUGUAUGACAGAAUAGCACAAGAAACCCUGGAUGAAACAGAAAUUGCACAGAGACUCUCCAAAGUCAACAAGUAUAUUUGUGAAAAAAUCAUGGAUAUCAAUAAAUCAUGUAAAAAUGAGGAAAGGAGAGAAGCAAAAUAUAAUUUGCAAUAAAUUUUGA
Messenger RNA from Protobothrops mucrosquamatus (brown spotted pit viper), 1236 nucleotides. RefSeq names its product BEN domain containing 5 (gene BEND5). Gene Ontology annotation, biological process: negative regulation of DNA-templated transcription. Bases 414 to 1229 code for a protein of 271 amino acids. Gene Ontology annotation, molecular function: DNA binding. Lineage: Eukaryota; Metazoa; Chordata; Lepidosauria; Squamata; Viperidae. The record is from RefSeq and is a predicted model, not a curated record. The transcript has 7 exons.